Molecule: messenger RNA, 270 nt
Organism: Bipolaris oryzae ATCC 44560
Lineage: Eukaryota; Fungi; Ascomycota; Dothideomycetes; Pleosporales; Pleosporaceae
Exons: 1
Coding region: 1-270 (89 amino acids)
Source: RefSeq, a predicted model, not a curated record
AUGCAAGAUCCUCAAACUGGUCUGCCGUGUUGUUAUGUUUGCCGUGCUCCCUGUAUCCCGCUGAAUAGCCAAAGUACAAGCUACAUACACGAACAACUUCCUUUCUUGCACAUCCAGAAAUUACCGAGGUCAGAAAUACUCUAUAAACCACAGUGUCGUGCUAGAAUGCCUGCUGAACUUACGCUCCUAAUAGUUAUAUUCGUCCUACUAGGUCUUUUUGCUACACACAGGAACAUCAAGAGAUACAAUUGCAACUCGAUAGCUUCUUAA